GAAUUGUUCGAAUAAGAAAAGAAAAACUUCGUCUUCCCAAGGAAGUCAAGAAUAAAGGAACCAAAAAGUUAGUUGAGCAAAGAGACAAGAGAGAAGCAAAGAGAAACACCUGGGUUCCUGAAAUCGAUGGAUAGGCUUGAAGGACCACCACGUCUCAUACUAGUUGCUGAUCUCGAUUGCACAUUGGUGGAUCACGAUGAUCCUGAAAACAAUGACCUUCUUAGAUUCAAUGCGCUUUGGGAAGCUCACUAUCGCCAUGAUUCAUUGCUUGUUUAUUGCACCGGGAGGUCUUUCAGUUCUUACUCGAGUCUGAGGAAGAAGAGACCGUUGUUGACUCCUGACAUCGCCGUAACUUCUGUGGGUUCUGAGAUUGUAUACGGCGGCGGUGAAUCAACGGUGUCUGAUGUUGUUUGGACUGCUCGUUUGGAUUAUAAGUGGAAUAGAGACAUUGUUGUUGAGGAAACUCUUAAAUUCCCUAAACUUGAGCCUCAGCCAGACAAGAGCCAAGAAGAGCACAAAGUGAGUUUUUUCGUGGGAAGAGAAGACGCUGUUGAAAUAAUGAAGGUUCUUCCAGGGAUAUUAGAGGAGCGUGGGGUGGAUGUGAAGCUGGUUUAUAGUAAUGGAUAUGCUUUUGAUGUAUUACCAAGAGGAGCUGGCAAACAAGGUGCUUUGACAUAUCUACUUGACAAGUUGGAUAUUGAAGGCAAGCAGCCUUCUAACACACUUGUUUGUGGUGACUCUGGAAAUGAUGCUGAGCUUUUCAACAUUUCUGACGUAUAUGGCGUAAUGGUUAGCAAUUCGCAUGAAGAAUUAUUGCAAUGGUAUGAAGAAAAUGCAAAGGACAACCCAAAAAUAUUUCAUGCGUCUGAGAGGUGUGGAGCUGGUAUGAUAGAAGCUAUUCAGAGGUUUAAUUUGGGACCAAAUGUCUCUCCUAGAGAUGUUAUGGACACUGAAAAUUUCCAUGGGGAAAGUUUGAAUCCUGCUCAUGAGGUUGUUCAGUUUUAUUUGUUUUAUGAGAGAUGGCGUUGUGGAGAGGUGGAAAAGUCUGACAAGUACUUGCAGAAUUUGAAAUCGCUCUCUAGUCCACUUGGUAUUUUUGUUCAUCCGUCUGGAGUGGAGAAACCGAUACAUGAAUGGAUAGAUGAGAUGGAAAAUUUAUACGGUGAUGGGAAGGAAAAGAAGUUUCGCAUUUGGUUGGAUAAUGUUACGUCUUCUCAUAUCAGUUCAGAUACAUGGCUUGCAAAAUUUGUAAAGCAUGAGUUAUCUGAGGGAAAAGUACGGUCUUGUUCAACAAAAGUCUUACUGAGUUAUAAGGAGGAAAAGCAAAGGCUGACGUGGAUGCACAUCCACCAAUCAUGGUUAGAUGAAUCUUCUUCAGAUGAUCAAGAAAAAUGGAUUUUCUAAAGGAUUAUCUUAAUCUCGACUGACAUACUAAAGAUGACAUCUGUUUGGGACAGAAGCUAACCAAAGAGCAUAGUGUUUGUUUUGUGUUAUGUUUGUUUGGGGAUGGUGUGAGUUUGAUAAAGCAUGAAGGAUACUAAAAGCUGAAGAAGGUGUUGCCAUGUCUUGGUUUCGUUUCAUUAAUACUUUUUUACAUAUUUGGGUUAACUUAAAACUAUUAAUAAGGAAGGUUGGGUCCUGAAUUUGGUCUGUUCAUGACCUUUUGAGGGCAGGGAGAGUUUUGGGUCUCUACAACAAAACCUACAUUUCUUUAGUCUUACAAAACCUACCAUUGUGUUUGAUUUGCAAUUCUUUUUUCUGGUUUAUAUGGAUUGUUUUCUACUAUUUCUGUUUGUUUUUGUUGAGAAACUAUUUCGAUUUUUUAAACCAUAUACAAAACGCUCCA
Arabidopsis thaliana (thale cress) is the source of this 1846-nucleotide messenger RNA. RefSeq names its product sucrose-6F-phosphate phosphohydrolase family protein. Gene Ontology annotation, biological process: sucrose biosynthetic process. The transcript is spliced from 8 exons. Lineage: Eukaryota; Viridiplantae; Streptophyta; Magnoliopsida; Brassicales; Brassicaceae. Gene Ontology annotation, molecular function: magnesium ion binding; catalytic activity; sucrose-phosphate phosphatase activity. The record is from RefSeq and is marked reviewed. The coding region runs from base 127 to 1404 and encodes 425 amino acids.